AUGCAAAUACAAAGAGACAUUGACAGGGUUUUUGAGUAUGUUGGCUUCAGAUCGACUGUGCAUAAGAGAGAGUCUCUAAUGGCGCGAACAGGGCUCAAUACAGUCUACACAAUGAUGAGUCGGUGUCGCGUCUCACAGUCAUCUUCUUCAGCCUAUGGUUUCCACGAUUUCGGAAAGAUGACAUUCAAGAAGAAGAAAACGGAGGAGAAUCAAUCGGAGAAAGGAUUGAGCGGUGGUGGCAAGGGUGAUCAAGGUUAG
Messenger RNA from Microthlaspi erraticum, 258 nucleotides. Lineage: Eukaryota; Viridiplantae; Streptophyta; Magnoliopsida; Brassicales; Brassicaceae. The record is from the annotation of a GenBank genome assembly.